This is a messenger RNA of Harpegnathos saltator (Jerdon's jumping ant), 3041 nucleotides long. RefSeq names its product sodium/potassium-transporting ATPase subunit beta-2. The record is from RefSeq and is a predicted model, not a curated record. Gene Ontology annotation, cellular component: sodium:potassium-exchanging ATPase complex. The transcript is spliced from 5 exons. Lineage: Eukaryota; Metazoa; Arthropoda; Insecta; Hymenoptera; Formicidae. Gene Ontology annotation, biological process: intracellular sodium ion homeostasis; potassium ion import across plasma membrane; sodium ion export across plasma membrane. Gene Ontology annotation, molecular function: ATPase activator activity. Bases 717 to 1664 code for a protein of 315 amino acids.
CGCGCACCACCGCGUAAGCUUCGUCGCGCGGGCAGUCGCGAUACCGCGGAACGGGGUCGAUCGAAAGCACCCACGACGAAGAAGCGGGAGGUCCGAGGAAAGUCGCGAGGUGGUGCGAGAGGGAUCACCGCGGCUUGCCGGUGGAGCCACCACCAGGCCGUGAUUCUCGCGAGGGGUUGGUCAGGAUAGGAAAGGGCAAUUGUACGUCCGCGGGAGGGGCGACAGGGAAAUCGCGUAUUGACGCGUCUGCGUGGUCACGCCGGCGCGUUACCUCGCUGUAAAGAGCAGGGCGAAGUGCUGAGGGGCGAAGGGGUGUGAUAGUCGCUUGGGGGAGAGGGUACGCUGAAAAGCUCUCUCUCUCGGGGGUCGGGCCAGCUUGAAUCGCUCAAUAUUCAACCCCUCGCCGUACGGGAGCGCCCGAGGAGAGCAGCGGCUCCUCCAGACGGGAGCACGAAUCGACCGUUCCUUCCUUUGCGCCCUCGCCCGCGGAGCUGUUCGAUCGCGGCCGACGUUCCGCCGCGCCGUCAGAGGAACCGUUGCCUCCGAGUGGAAGAAGGCCGCCGACGGCUGUACAGCCUUCGAGAGGGAUCAAGCGCUCGCGCGGGUGGCAGCGCAUUUUCCUCACCACUCUCUGCCUGUCGUCCCCGGAACGCGUUCGGCUCCUCGUUCCGCACCUCGCGCUUCGUCUUUCUCGCCGUCGUCGAUAGUACAGCGCAAUGGAGGGCAAGAAAGUCGAACAGUUUUACACCCCGCCGCCGAGACUCGGUAAAUGGGAGGGUUUCCGGGUCUUCCUGUGGAAUUCUGAGACGGGGCAAUUUCUGGGACGCACCGGCGCUAGUUGGGCUAAGAUCUUGCUGUUUUACGUGAUCUUCUAUGCCGUCCUGUCGGGCUUCUUUGGCGCGAUGCUCGCUGUCUUCUACCAGACGUUGGACCCGAACGCGCCGAAAUGGCAAUUGGACAACUCGCUGAUCGGCAGCAACCCCGGUCUCGGUUUCAGGCCUAUGCCACCCGAAAGCAACGUCGAGAGUACUUUGAUCUGGUACAAAGCCAGCGACGAGGGCAAUUAUCUUCACUGGACCAGGGAAUUGGACAAGUUCCUGGAAGAAUAUCAGAGGCCGGCUAGCGGCACGAACGGUUACGAGCACCGAAUGAAUUGCGAUUACGGCAAGGCACCGCCGGCGGGUAAGGUCUGCGACGUAAACAUGGCUACCUGGGGUAAAUGCACGAAGGAGAAUAAGUACGGUUUCAGCAAAUCUGCGCCUUGCAUUUUCUUAAAGCUCAACAAGAUCUUCGGAUGGAAGCCGCACUUUUAUAACGAUACGAAAAAUCUGCCGUCUUCGAUGCCGGUGGAUCUUCAGGAUCAUAUCAAGCAGGAGGAAUCCGCUGGCAGACUGGAUACCGUCUGGGUGUCCUGCGCCGGUGAAAACCCGGCCGACGUGGAGAACAUGGGCGCGAUUCAGUACAUACCGCGCCGGGGAUUUCCCGGCUACUACUUCCCCUUCACGAACACCCCGGGAUAUCUGAGUCCUCUCGUCGCUGUGUUCUUCGAGAAACCCAAAUACGGCGUGCUCAUCAACAUCGAGUGCAAGGCAUGGGCGCACAACAUCAUCCACGACAGAUUCGAAAGGCGCGGCUCGGUGCAUUUCGAACUGAUGGUGGACUAAGCCCGGCUGCUUCGGCCAAUCGUUAGACCACCACCGCUACCAACCGCGUCCACGUAGGAAGCCGCAAAAAAAAAAAAAAAAUAGUAGAGGACAGAGAGAAGACGUUUCUUUUUUAAUCUGCCUCGUUGGCCGACCGCGAUCACACCCUGUGCCAUCCGGUUUUCUCUCUGCCGACGAUACCGCCCCGGAUCAGCCUUACUUCUUCUCACCGUCGUCAUUUCAUCGUCGAUUCAUCGUCUUCGUCAUCGGGCACUCUACAACGACCGCGACACCUCAGUCCGUCUCUCCAAGUCGUUCGCCAAGAUAAAAAGGGAGACAUGGGAGCAAAGGGAAAUGGGAUAUAUAUCGAGGGGGCUAAAAAAAGGGGGAAGAAACAGCAGCUUCGAAGAAGUGUACGAAGAAGAGAACUCAACAUUAGCGAUCGACUACAAUUCGACGUGCACAAAACGAAACGGGGAAGGGAGGGUGGGAGGGGUCGAAAUAAACAGUCCCGCACAAAAAGCCGGGCGGUAUCCUCCCUUAUUUCUGCCAGGGUCGUGUCACGGGGAGUGAUCUCGACCAUCGACGGCUACGUCGAUCGUUCGCAAUACUACUUCAUUCGCGCGUGCGCGCGAGAAAGAGAAACAGGGGUUAAAAAUAAAGAGAGAAAGGGAAAAAGAAAGAGUGAGAAAAAGGGGAAAAAAGAGAUUCUCCCUCAGUUUCAGAGCCCACCGCCCGUUCCAGUUAGUACUCUUAUUAAGCUUUUUCGUCACACAUGUUCCUUUCCACGACGACGCGAGUUCGGCCGACGAGUCGCGUCGACGCGGCACCGCGGAUGAUCGAUGAUGAUCUUAGGUUUGGCCAUGUAGAUGUUUUAGAUUAUAGCGUAUUUCUGCCCGCCGCUACGACACAUCUCAAGAGAGAGAGAAAGAGAGAGAGAGAGAGAGAGAGAGAGAGAGAGAGAGCGAGGGAGCAAAAGAAAGGGAGGAAGAGGAGAGGGAGAGAGUUCUCACAAAGUGAAACUCAGCGAAUUCUUAAGAAGAGAAGAGCAAAGGGGUACAAGUACGCGUUAGGCUUGGUUGGAGUGGUCGCUGUCGAGGGGCAACGGCUGAACGUAGCUCACGUGACUUCAGCGACGAUUGCGAGCGAUACUGUAAUCGAGUCUCCCGGGUACAUUAGCCAAAAGUGACAUAAAGCUGCCAUCCGUCAGUAUCCGAAGCGAAGCGUCGAACGAAGUCGCGCGAGAGUUACGCGCAGAGUCUCACAGCCCCUCUCUCACCAUCUCUCCGAGCGUCAUCUGUAUUUGUAAGAUACAUAGUCGAUUAUUAUAGUUGACAGUUGAAGAAACGUAGGGAGUCGUUGAGGAAUUUCCGUUUAUCAAAAUACGAUCGAGCUUUA